This is a messenger RNA of Nothobranchius furzeri (turquoise killifish), 1980 nucleotides long. It is a transcript of the gene fbxw2, whose product is annotated as F-box and WD repeat domain containing 2. The record is from RefSeq and is a predicted model, not a curated record. Gene Ontology annotation, molecular function: protein binding. Lineage: Eukaryota; Metazoa; Chordata; Actinopteri; Cyprinodontiformes; Nothobranchiidae.
GACAAGACGGAGGGUUAAAUAUUCCCCUUGGACAGACCCGUUUCCAUUAUGGUGUGGUUUUUAUGCUGUCAGAAGGUGAAAUAAUUAUUCUGCCCAUAACAUGUUAACGUGGAGAAAUGCCCGCCACAUUUGUUGAUUUACAUCAUGUAAUUUAGAUGUUGAUCGACCCACUUUACUGCGGCGCUUAGCUAACAGAGGCUAACUGGGGGAUCGGACCAGGUUAGCUUAAAGCUAACUCCGCUGCUAUGUGUCCAGACUGAACCAGGAAGGGCUGAAAGAGACCUGCUGUCAUUAACAGGUAUCGCAGGUCAUGUGCCCAUGGACAAUACGGCCUUUGAGAGGUGGCUGGAGUCGGUCUCUGCCACCUUCCUUUCUCUUAAUGAUCAGCAACGCAACCAGUCUCUGGACCACCUCAUAUCUUUAAGUGGUGCUGCCCAGCUCCGUCAUCUGUCUAAUGGGCUGGAGACGCUGCUGAAACGGGAUUUCCUGCGACUGCUUCCUCUGGAGCUGGCCUUCUACCUGCUACGGUGGCUGGAUCCUCAAACCCUGCUCACCUGCUGCCUGGUCUGCAAACAAUGGAACAAGGUGAUAAACUCGUGUACAGAGGUGUGGCAGGGUGUGUGCCGGGAGCUGGGUUGGAAAACCGACGAGUCCAUCCAGGAUGCAGCACACUGGAAGGGGGUCUACCUGAAGGCUAAACUGCGCAUGAUGCAGCUGAAGGACCAGGAGGCUUUUGUGACAUCAUCACUCAUCGGCCAUAGCGCCCGAGUGUAUGCCCUCUACUAUAAGGACGGCCUGCUCUGCACAGGCUCUGAUGACCUUUCUGCCAAAUUAUGGGAUGUACGCACUGGACAGUGCAUUUAUGGAAUUCAGACACACACAUGCGCCACAGUGAAGUUUGAUGAACAGAAGCUUGUGACGGGGUCGUUUGACAAUACUGUUGCAUGCUGGGAGUGGAGUACAGGUGCUAAGAUCCAGCAGUUCCGUGGGCACACCGGCGCAGUCUUCAGUGUGGACUACAACGACGAGCUGGACGUUCUGGUCAGUGGCUCUGCAGACUUCUCCGUCAAGGUCUGGUCCUUGUCUGCUGGCGCCUGCCUCAACACCCUCACUGGACACACCGAGUGGGUCACCAAGGUGAUAUUACAAAAGAGUGAGGUAGAAUCAGUGGUGCACAGUCCUGGUGACUACAUCCUGCUAAGUGCUGAUAAGUAUGAAAUCAAGGUUUGGCCUUUAGGAAGGGAAAUCAACUGUAAGUGUUUGAAAACGCUGUCGGUGUCAGAGGACCGCAGCAUCAGCCUUCAGCCGCGCCUGCAGUUUGAUGGUCGCUACAUCGUCUGCAGCUCUGACCUCGGAGUCUAUCAGUGGGACUUUGCCAGCUUUGAAAUUAUCAGAGUGAUAAAAAUGCAAGAUCCUGCCAACCUGUCUCUGCUAAGCUUCGGUGAGGUGUUUGCCCUCCUUUUUGAUAACCACUUCCUGUAUGUGAUGGACCUGAGGACAGAAGCAAUUUCAGGCCGCUGGCCUCUGCCAGCCUACAGGAAGUCCAAACGGGGAUCCAGCUUCCUGGCAGGCGUCACCUCCUGGCUGAAUGGGCUGGAUGGAGGCAAUGACUCUGGACUGGUGUUUGCUACCAGCAUGCCUGACCAUAGUAUUCAUUUAGUUUUGUGGAAGGAGAAUGGGUAGUUGAAAACCAGGUCUUCAGAUCUUAGACGGGCGGCGUCUUCGCUUCCCCACCACCUUUUCUGUUUCUUCCUCUGCGCUCAAGUCCUCUUCUAAACUUUUACAUGAACAUUCGGAAAACAAAGGCCUCCAGUGAUUGGAUGAUCACUGAUGAGCCACCUCAGCUGGAUAAGAGCGUCACCGGACAAACACGGCCAGUGGUGUGGGGGUGGGGCGGAAUUCAUCAGUUACCAAAAUAACAGCCAUUUUUUUGUAAUGGACGUAUAUGUGUUAAAGUAAAUAAAGUACAAACUUACUGCA